This is a messenger RNA of Chaetomium fimeti, 2427 nucleotides long. Its product is annotated as P-loop containing nucleoside triphosphate hydrolase protein. Gene Ontology annotation, molecular function: microtubule binding; GTP binding; GTPase activity. The transcript has 4 exons. Gene Ontology annotation, cellular component: membrane; cytoplasm; microtubule. NCBI's taxonomy places the organism in Eukaryota, Fungi, Ascomycota, Sordariomycetes, Sordariales, Chaetomiaceae. The coding region runs from base 1 to 2427 and encodes 808 amino acids. The record is from RefSeq and is a predicted model, not a curated record.
AUGUCGUGGCCCUCCUGGGCAUCCAGCAACACUCCCAACGGAAACCCCUCGGAGGGAGAAGAAGCCCAGGACUUGAUCGACCUCAGACAGGUGACCUUGUUUGAUGCCAUUGAUAAGCUGGGGAGGUUGGCGCUCGCCAGCGAUAUUGAGUACCCCCAGUUGGUCGUUGUGGGCGACCAGUCCUGCGGCAAGAGUUCCGUGCUCGAGGCUAUCGGCCGUUUCCGUUUCCCCGUGUCCGACCUGCUCUGUACACGUUUCCCGACCAAGCUCAUCCUCCGUCGAUCCGCACAAGAGCAUGAGCGAGUCUUCAUUGAGCCUGGAACUUCACGGACGGCAAACGACCGCUUCAUACUCCAGCAAUUCGGGGGCCUUGUGACCGAGUCCGCCGUGCUGAGCGAGUGGAUACGGAGGGCCACCGUGGUGCUCGGCGUAUCCCCAGCGACCGAUGGCGACACUGGCCUCAGAGUGGCCGGUAGUGCCCCCCGGCAAUUUACUGACGACGUUCUCGUGAUAGAGAAGCAUGGACCUGGCCUCCCUAUGGUCAACCUGGUCGAUCUGCCCGGCGUCUUCCGGGCCACUGACAUGGACGGGCAAGACGAAACCAGCCGGGAGAUGGUCUUUGAGAUGGUCCAAGACUACGUCAGGUCCCAGCAGAACUUCAUCCUACUCGUCAUCAGCGCUCGAAACACAGUAUACAACCACAGCGGGCUCGGUAUGGUGCAACGCAUCGCCCAGGAGGAUGCCAGCCUCAUGGACCGUGUCGUCGGGGUCAUUACCAAUCCGGAUCAUUCUUUGUCGGUAAGGGAGACCUUGGGCCUCCUGCUCGGACGCCAUUCCUCCGACAUUCUGGGGUGCAAGUGGCACCUUGUCAAAAACCAAGAUCAAACACAGAGAUCUAAAGAGACAUUGGUGCAGAGGGACCGCAGGGAGGCGCAAUUCUUUGCCACGAGUGACAUGUGGGGAGAGGUACCCGGCGACCAAAAGGGCAUUGCAGCGCUCAAUGCGACGCUCAGGGAAGCCUUCCGGGAGCACACUCUGACUACACUUCCCCGUCUCAUAUCUGAGAUCAGGGCCAAGAUCUCCAGCAUUGACCGUAGGCUCAGCGACGUGGGCUCGUCCCGGUCUACGGACAAGGGCCGCCGACGGCUGCUCGUCAGCAUAGCCUCCAAGUUCCGCGCCCUCGCCGACAAGGCCUGCUCGGGUGUGUAUGAGGACGGGCAUUGCAAGGAGCUGCACGAGGUCGGGGUCACUUGCCAAGAGUGCGAGCCAUUCUUCCGCAAGGCCCAGGACAUGAAGCUCCGAGCCAACAUUAGGGCGUUGAACAAGUCCUUCAGCUCCGCCAUGCUUGCGUACGGCAAGACGACCGAGGUCCUCUCGUCCCCCAAAACGGAGCCAGCCCGUGGCGGGCCAGCCGUGCCUGCAGACCUGGCCAACCCGACCGACUCGCGCACGGCGUUCCCACCCGCAACCACCACCAGCAAGUACUACACACACACCAAGCCUGAACCGGUCGUCCUGGUCGCGUUCGAGGACUGGGUGGAUGCCCUGAUUCCAAAAUGGAGCGCCAAAGAACCCACCGGCGAGGCCAGCGAAGCCGCCUAUCACCAGCUAUUCAUGGACGAGUCCAAGAACUGGCCAGAAAUUGCCGGUCGACACCUGGAAGCCGUGUGGGAGUCUGUUCUGCGCUUCGUGGAUUUGGCUCUGGCCGCUGCCUGUCCCUACCCGGACCUGCGCGACGCCCUCGAGAAGCGCCUCGUCAACACUGGCCUCAGAACCUUGAAGAAAAAGUCCCACCGCACGCUGAACGACCUGCUCCACUGCCACCGGCACGGCGGGACGGGAUUCUACGACGCGAUCAUCGAUGCGAGGGCGGCGAGGCGGAAGCCAGAGAAAGGGAAUCCCGUCUUUGAUGGACUACCCGAUAUGAUCGGAGAUGCCGUAUUCCAACACCUGUCGGGUGUCUCGUCCCCAUUGAGCCCCGUGAUUCUUAGUCCGGUCCGGUCUCUUGUUUCGCAGGCCGUGAGGGGGGCGAUACAAACGACUUUUGGUGAUAAUAGUGCUACGGAUACUGACGCCUCGAGCAUUGUUGAUCCUGCUUCCGAGGUGCCGAAGCGGGCCAGUACCACUGCCGGCCGAGUCAUCCAACAUGUCGAGGAGAAUUACGAGACGAGUCUCGUUUCCUUCGUGGGUUAUGUCAACGCUUUGGUUGUCGAAAGUGGCAUCUUGCGCGAGCUGCCCACGGCAAUCUUCACCCCUGACAUUGUCAUGCUUGAGAGUGAUAAUAUGAUCAACGACAUUGCCGGAGAGAAGGACACUGACGCCAAGCGGCGGGAGAGGGACGAGCGGGACUUGGAGGAGCUGCAGGCGGUGAUGGAUGUUCUGGAGAAUCAUAUGAGUAGGCGCAACCAUAACAGCGUGCAAGUGUAA